CUUUAAAUGCUAUCUCUCCUUAUCUUUCUCACAGGUUAAAGGGACUCACCUUUUGGCUUGAAAGUACUGAAGGCCCUUUCGAGAGUUCAGUUACAUCAGAGCCGCGGGUUAUUCAGUGCAUACGAAUCUACACUCAUGUAUAGGCUUUCAUGUGCCUCAUUUAUCGAACUAAUCCAAUCUACGACAAUGAAGUCGUUGAUUCUCCUUUCCGUCCUCGUCCACGGGGCAUUGUCGUUUGUUUACCUGGAAAAACUGUCCCACAUGAAGCUCCCUAGCAAAAUCACUCCCUCCGUGCAGUAUCAGAUGUUUGGGGGAGCGGCGGAGGAGGCCGCAUAUGACAAACAACGACGAAUGUUAUAUGUUGUAGGGGAAGAAUCUCGUUUACUGCAUGUCAUGGAUUUAUCUGACCCAAAGAAUCCAACGUUAGCUACAACUCAUCAGUUUACACCCAGUGACGGAACUCCCCGUGACGUAGCAAUUUGUGGUGAUGAGGUAGCCGUCGCUGUGACGUCGGGAAUCAAAGAUGUCUAUGAAGGACAUGUCUAUUUCUUUCAUGCGUUUACAGGCGGAAGCCCAGGGUUAACGCCCGAUGGAAAACUUCCAGCUGGAUACUUUCCUGAUAUGUUGACCUUCACCAGCGACUGCAAAAAACUCCUUGUCGCCAACGAGGGGAGACCAGGGAAGGAUAUCAACAAUGUAUUCACCGACCCGGUGGGAUCCAUCACCAUUAUAGAGAGAGACAGAAACGGGGGUCCACCCUCCGAGCGAACCGUUUCCUUCACUGGCCAAGAUCAAAGGUUUGAUUUGAGAUUUCCAAUACGAUACAUUCCUCAAAACUUGUGGCCUAUUAAAGUCACUCCAACAUUUGAGGAAGAUGCUACCCCCGAGUACAUUACAGUGACCGAUGACAACAAAUACGCCUACAUUAUCUUACAGAAAAAUAACGCCGUGGCAAGAAUAUCCCUAAGUACAUACGAAAUCACAGGUGUAACACCUAUCCCGAAAAAAGACUGGAGUAGCUACACCAUAGACCCCAGUGACAGGGAUGGAGGUGUUCAUCUUCGACAGUUUCCACUCAAAAGCAUACGACAGCCGGACAACGCCAAAGUGAUCACCAUUGGACGAAACAACUUCCUGGUUACGGCAGACGAGGGCUUGACAACAAGCUUCACUUCCGCCCACGACGGCUUCGUCUGGUCGGACCACAGCCUGGCAGACAUAUUAGCAAGACAGAACAAGUUUGAUACUGUGGUCAUAAACAACGACACGUUUGUAGAGGAUCUCAAGAUGGACAAUAAAGCCGGUAGAUUGAUGUUAAGCACCAUUGACGGUUUGAAUUUAUUUACGGGUAAAAUGGACGAAGCCACUCAUUUCGGUGGGAGAGGGUUUUCCAUUUGGAAAACUUCAGACAUGUCGCUGGUUUUUGAUUCUGGGGACGAAAUCGAGAAAGAAUUGGCCAACUCUAUGAAAGCUGUGUUUAACACAGACUGUAUUCGUAACACCAUUACAUAUCAGGGACCAGAGAACCUAAGGGACACACAGUCUGACGAUUACGGUCCAAAAAUAGGUUCCUUGGAUUAUAUCAAUGACAAUGGUGCACAAUACAUAGUUGUGGGCAGUGAAACAACUGGUACUAUCUUCUUGUACUCUGUAAAUACUACCUCGGGCACCCCCAAGCCUCAAUUUGAGACCGCCUACCGUACCGGUGAUACAGAUUAUGUGUGGAGCGAGCUCUAUGAUAUGGGAACGGCUGGAGAUGCUGGGCUAUCUGCAGUCGGAUUCAUUGGCCGAGAUGACAACGCUUUAAACAAGACCCUGAUAUAUGUGAUAGGACAGUAUUCCGGCUCAGUCUCAUUAUUCCAGAUUAUAACCAUGUAGUUCA
Molecule: messenger RNA, 1882 nt
Organism: Magallana angulata
Lineage: Eukaryota; Metazoa; Mollusca; Bivalvia; Ostreida; Ostreidae
Exons: 12
Coding region: 136-1878 (580 amino acids)
Molecular function (GO): protein binding
Source: RefSeq, a predicted model, not a curated record